This is a messenger RNA of Miscanthus lutarioriparius, 510 nucleotides long. NCBI's taxonomy places the organism in Eukaryota, Viridiplantae, Streptophyta, Magnoliopsida, Poales, Poaceae. The record is from the annotation of a GenBank genome assembly.
AUGGUCGGAGCUCGCCACGACGCCACGGCGGUUGCCGCUCCUGUGCCUGAUGGCCCGUCGUUGGUGGCACCCUCCCACACCCACGGACGCGGCCCCCGCGCUGGCGCCUCGCGCGUGGCGGCUAGCGGCUCCCUGCGACGGCGGCUGGCGACCCCGCGCGGCGUCCUCGGCCCGGCGCUCGAGGCCUCACGCAGCACACACAGGUGGCGACGGUAUCCAUGGCCGAGUUUGGCGCAGGUUGCAGCGGCGUCCGCGUCUUGGCGCUGGAGGCCGGAUCCACGGUGGCGGCGUGGCCUUCGGUCGGAGCAGAGUCGGUCGUGCCGCUUCGACUCGAAGCACAGGCGGUCGCGCCUCUUCGGCUCGAAGCAGAGGCGGCUGCGCCCCUUCGGCCCGGAGCAGAGGCGGCUGCGCCCCUUCGACUCGGAGCAGGCGGCUACGCUCGCUCGGCUCGGACCUGGCAGCCGCGCCCCUCCUACUGGAAACAGCGGCGGCGUUGGUGUCACGCCAUGA